UUUCGUGGACGUCGUCGUCGUCGCCCCGACAUUUUUAUUCUCCCAUCUCGUCAUUUUUCACUUUUAGAGAAACUAACGGAGAUACACGAUGCGUCAAGCAGCUAAUAAUCGACUCAGAAGUUUUGAACGGGAGAUUCAUUUACUCAGAAAGAUGGACGGCGAAACUGCUCUUCUCGAUGAAUAUAAUUCAAAUUUGGCAUCUUCAAGUUCAGCUUCAGAUGUUGGAGAACGUGUCAAUAUGGGAAGAAAUCAUCAUAUGACUACAGCAUUUAAUGAGUCGACAAACGGAUUUCCAUCUUGUUCACGGUACCCCUACGAAAUGACACAAGGAAAUGGCCACGUCACAGUUGUCCAGCCGGGCUCAUCACAACCUGAUCGUCUUGAAACAGCUGUAGAUAUAAACGACGGAGAUACUGAUAUCGAAGAAGAAUUAUCACAUUCUUGUAAACAAGUAAUUGUUCCAUCAAAAUCACAGGUUUUAUUCUACGUGUCCACUUCAACACAUUUACGAUUAAAUCAUCAAGGAUCUGAAUUACAAGUAACUGAUCCAUCAGACUUUCCACUUUUAGAUAUUUGGUCGGAAAAUGUUUGUGAUGAAGCUCCUUUUUGGAUUAUUGAAUCUUACGGUCGACGAGUAGCAGUUGUAACAGACACAGCUCCUCGAUCAAUUCUCUCAUUCUUUAUUCCAUUUCUGCGACCCAGGCGGACUGUACCAACUUUUUCAAUAAUUGAUUGGAAUGGAGAAGUUCUAGGAUAUUAUGCACUUGCAAGCGAUGGAAUAGAAGUUCAAGAUACUCGCCACGAGCCCAUUGCAAAAGCCUUCAACGAGCCUGAUCCAUCUGGAGGAUCCACGUGGCGAGUCGUUUGUGAAAAGAACUCUCAACGACAACUGGCAGUUCUAACAGCUGAUGGACAUUUAUCAUUUUCAUCUGACAUUGCUCUUCCACUUAAACUUCUUCUUAUUUGUACAUUAAGCAGAGCUGUUGUCACUCGAACAUCUCCAUCUUGUUUUCCUUUCUUUCGAUAAGAAAUUACAAUAUUCACUGUUUUGCAACUUUCGUUGUACAAAUUUCAAAAUUUUCCGAAAAUGUCGUUGUUUUUCCUUUUCAACAUCAUCUGAUUCCAUGGAACCUUUGAUUCUGAGAUCGCCUUAUUUGUCUGAUAAUCGAAACUAUCACCAAGAAUCUUUUGUGUAAAAUUGAAUUUGUUCUAAUUGCCAAAUUAUAAAAAGAAAUGUACAAAACUGAUAAAUAAACCGAAAUAAAAAUUUAAUAAAUUAUUUGUCUUCGAA
This is a messenger RNA of Caenorhabditis elegans, 1291 nucleotides long. It is a transcript of the gene T14B4.8, whose product is annotated as DPPIV_N domain-containing protein. The record is from RefSeq and is marked reviewed. The transcript is spliced from 7 exons. The coding region runs from base 320 to 1027 and encodes 235 amino acids. NCBI's taxonomy places the organism in Eukaryota, Metazoa, Nematoda, Chromadorea, Rhabditida, Rhabditidae.